AUGUCUGGAGCCAAUAGCUCCAGCCUGAUCCUGGGAUUCUUCAUCUUGAAUGGUAUUCCUGGCCUGGAAGCUGAACACAUCUGGAUCUCCCUCCCAUUCUGCCUCAUGUACAUUGUUGCUGUCCUGGGAAACUGUGGGCUCAUCUACCUCAUUGGCCAUGAGAAGGCCCUGCACCGGCCUAUGUACUACUUCCUGGCUCUGCUGUCCUUCACUGAUGUCACCCUGUGCUCCACAACUGUUCCCAACAUGCUGUGCAUAUUCUGGUUUGACCUCAAGGAGAUUGACUUUAAUGCCUGCCUGGCACAGAUGUUUUUUGUCCACACGUUGACAGGGAUGGAGUCUGGAGUGCUCAUGCUCAUGGCCCUGGACCGCUAUGUGGCCAUCUGCUAUCCUUUACGCUAUGGCACCAUCCUCACCAACCCUGUCAUUGCCAAGGCUGGUCUUGCCACUUUCUUGAGGAGUGUGAUGCUAAUUGUCCCAUUUACUUUCCUCACCAAACGCCUGCCCUAUUGCCAGGGGAACCUCAUCCCCCAUACUUACUGUGACCACAUGUCAGUGGCCAAGGUCUCCUGUGGCAAUGUUAAGAUCAAUGCUGUCUAUGGACUCUUGGCAGCCCUUUUGAUUGGGGGAUUUGAUAUGUUUUGUAUCUCCGUGUCUUACACCAUGAUAUUGCGUGCAGUGGUGAGUUUGUCAUCUGUAGAAGCUCGGCAGAAGGCCUUUGGCACCUGUACCUCCCACCUAUGUGCUAUUGUUAUCACUUAUGUUCCAGCCUUAUUCAGCAUUUUUACUCAUCGGUUUGGGGAACAAAGCAUUCCCCACCAUGUCCACAUUAUUAUUGCCAAUCUCUAUCUGAUGUGCCCUCCAACUCUGAAUCCCAUUGUUUAUGGAGUCAAGACCAAGCAGAUCCAGGAAGGAGUGCUAAAGCUAUUUUAUAAGGAGAAAAAUACAUAA
Messenger RNA from Cavia porcellus (domestic guinea pig), 951 nucleotides. RefSeq names its product olfactory receptor 52N2-like. Gene Ontology annotation, cellular component: plasma membrane. NCBI's taxonomy places the organism in Eukaryota, Metazoa, Chordata, Mammalia, Rodentia, Caviidae. Gene Ontology annotation, biological process: G protein-coupled receptor signaling pathway. Bases 1 to 951 code for a protein of 316 amino acids. The transcript has a single exon. Gene Ontology annotation, molecular function: G protein-coupled receptor activity; olfactory receptor activity. The record is from RefSeq and is a predicted model, not a curated record.